GUUAAAGUGUUGAGGGAGUUAUGUAUAAAAAUGAAGAUUGGCUCCAAAGGUAGUAAGAAAGACCUCAUAACAUCUCUCAAAAAACACCUUGAAAUUCCAGAAGAAUUUUCAAAAAUAUUCUCGAAAUUUUGGGGCGGAUCAGGUGGAUGGUUGGGCGCUGCUUGUCAACAUGGAGUAUGCUAUGGCCUCAAGUGGUUGUUGCGCCAAGAGGGAGCACGAGACCACGUUGACCUGAUAAUGUCAAUGAAGCAUCAACCCAAUAUCAUCAUUGUGGACUUUGCUAACACUGUAGCUGCUCAUGGACAAAACAGAAAACCUGGUCUUUUUUCUCCAUACGAUGGCCGUGUUCUCCCCAAUUCUGCAGAAAAUAUUGCAUUAGCUCGAGAGGAUGAUAUUUCUCUCGACAUGCCAUGGAUUUCAGCACCAUCUCGAUCACGUCCUGGUGAUAUGCCACWAAUCCAAGUAGCUGCAGAAAUUGGAGUAAGAGAACCACACCCUGUAACUGGCUCCACGUCAUAUUUCAGUUUAUUUGACACCUUCCAUGAAGAGAAUUCAUCUAAUGAUGACGAUCUUUUAAGAAGAACUCGUUGUAUUAAGCAACUUGAAGGAACCUUUCGGACAGAGGUAAUGGAGCAGUUGAAUAAUGUCAUGAAUAAAAACAAUUAUUUCAUCAACUCCAUGUCACCAGUGAAUGCCAUCUUUAUGCAACGACUAGCUAUCCAUCUAACAAACGAGAAACGAAAUGCAAAGGUUAUUUCYUUUCAUGAGAAACAGGUAUAUAACAGACUAAGYUAUUCAUCAAUAAAGUCAAAACCUCAUUUGYCUACAAAUAUUAUUUCAUAG
Molecule: messenger RNA, 843 nt
Organism: Exaiptasia diaphana
Lineage: Eukaryota; Metazoa; Cnidaria; Anthozoa; Actiniaria; Aiptasiidae
Exons: 3
Source: RefSeq, a predicted model, not a curated record